Molecule: messenger RNA, 5690 nt
Organism: Mytilus trossulus (common blue mussel)
Lineage: Eukaryota; Metazoa; Mollusca; Bivalvia; Mytilida; Mytilidae
Product: nuclear distribution protein nudE homolog 1-like
Exons: 10
Coding region: 382-1353 (323 amino acids)
Biological process (GO): chromosome segregation; establishment of mitotic spindle orientation; mitotic centrosome separation
Cellular component (GO): kinetochore; kinesin complex; centrosome
Molecular function (GO): microtubule binding
Source: RefSeq, a predicted model, not a curated record
CAGUUUCCGGUUUCUUCGUUGGAAGAAUGCGAAACAUUUAGCAAAUCAAUUUAUGUUAACUGGGAAUUAAGUCUCCAUCAAAGAAGUUUUCAAAAGUUGUCAUUGAUAUUCUUUCAAAUUAACGAAAAGGAAAUGAUAAUGUUAAUUUGAAUAGUUCUACAAACAUCACUCUGACAGUACCAAAUCUAACAUCCUCGCAGUUUUUAAUUAUUUUUUUUAUAAACCAAUACAAACAACGUAAAAUGUUUUGACAUGUGAACAGAUAGAAAUUUCAGUGACUAAUUAUCAUUUCAUUGAUGUUAUAUUUUCCAUGUGAGAAUUAAAACAAUUGUGGUACAUGAACAACAGUAUUUAUAGGUCAUAACUUAUAACUGUUAUAAGAUGGACGAUAGCAAAAGAUUUGCAUCUGUUGAAGAUGAAAGAGACUACUGGAGGAAAACUGCGGAAAAAUUUAAACAAGAUUUGGAAGAAACAAAAGAAGAAUUAGAAGAAUUUCAGAUCAGUAGCAGGGAGUUAGAGCUAGAGUUAGAAGCACAAUUGGAACAGCUAGAAACCAAAAACAAAGACAAUGAAAGUCAAAAAAAUAAAUUUAUGACAGAGAAUGAAGCUUUACGUGAGAAAUUAGGCCAUCAACAGUCAGGGAGUCAUAAAAGAAUUACAGAACUUGAAGAUGAAUUAGCUGAAACAACAGCUUUCAAAGAUGAACUACAAAAAUACAUACGAGAAUUAGAACAGACAAAUGAUGAUUUAGAAAGGGCCAAAAGGGCUACAGUUGUAUCGUUAGAAGAUUUCGAAGGGAGACUUAACCAGGCCCUAGAAGUCAAUGUUUUCCUACAAAGCGAAGUAGAAGAAAAAGAAUGUUUAGCAGAAACUGUACAAAGAUUAAAAGAUGAAACUAGAGAUUUGAAGCAAGAACUUGGUGUAAAGAAAGCAUUUGGUGGAGAGGUUGUGAAGAAUGAAUCUGAAGAUGGCACAGUUACCACGCCAACUGGGUCUAUAGACUCGAAUAAAUUAGUAGAUAGUGGCAUAAUAACAUCUCAGUCUUUUAAAACACCUCCAAUGAAAGGUCUUCCUCCAACAACCAAUGGUAGUACACCACUAACACCAUCAGCCAGAAUCUCAGCAUUAAAUAUAGUCGGGGAUUUGUUACGCAAAGUUGGAGCAUUAGAGACAAAAUUAGCUUCAUGUAGAAAUUUUGUAAAAGAUCCGCCAAGAGAAAAGAAGUCUGCAGGUCCAAACUCAAAUUCACCAAGGUCAGAUAAUUAUAUGCAUGGAACUAGAUCAAGCAGAGCUAAAAGAAUAAGCAGAGGAGGUUCCGUACCACCACAACAAGGAGCCAAGAUACCUGUAUGAUGACAUUCAUGUAAAAUGACAUUCACACAUCAGAUUUUAGGUUUAAUUUUUAUUCUGUGUAUGAUUUGGACUUGUGUUGAAUGUAUUUUCAGUUACAGUAACUGUUUGGUGUUUUAAAACUCAUUAUAUUUAUGUUGCAUUUUAAAAAAGUCAACACCAAACUGGAAACCUGUACAUAAUUUUAAAGUUGCUACUAAAACCAUGAAUUUCAUUCCUGAUCUCUGCUUCCCGGUUAAUGAAUGAUAUUAAGAUAAAUGUCUUCUUGCCAGAGUUUGAUUUUUUAAGCUUUAAAGUUAAAUACCUUGGACAUAUUUUCAAUUUUGUGAUAAUUAAAUACUUGAAUGUAUAAAAGUUAUAUCCUAACUUAAUAUUGCCUCAGUGAAAGAAUUUGAUCUAAAUUGAGAAAUGUGCAGUAUAUUGCUAAUACAGGAUAGUGCUAAUUUUAUUUUAUUCUUCUUGUGGGGCCAUAUAUUAUGUCAGUCUGAUCAGUCUGAUAUGAAUAAAUAUAUGUGCCAGUGAGAACCUUAUGGCAUUGUUCACUAACAUUUUGUCUCACUCAAACAAAUUGCUGAGGCCAGAGUAAGGUGUGCUGUUGGCUGCAUUGUCAACAAUGCAUGGGUUUAUGAUUUGGUCAGCUUAAGAAGUGGUAGGUCAAAAAUAUUUGGUAAUACUGUAAUGAUAGUAGGAUUGCACAUCUCAUAACAAUGGAGAUUAAUUGGCCUUGCCAUCUAAUUUAUGGUCCAUUGGCUUUGAAACUUUUGCAUAGUUAACAUUUGCAUUGUUAAAAUUUUGUUUAGGUCAAUUUAAAUGAAACCACUUUUGAGAAGUCAAUAAUAUUUUGUAUACAGAUGUAAAGAGCAUUCCUUUCUCAUUUCCACAGAGAUUAUUUGGUGUUGCAUCUUUGAUCAUUGUUCAUUGACCCUGAAUAAUUUGCAUAGGGCACAUAUUAAGGUACUGCCAUUUUGAUUUCAACAUUUGCAUUAUACAUUGUAUUAUCAAAAUAACAUACAGUAGAGGUAUAUCUAUGUGUCAACAGUUUAUUUUUAUCAGAAUGAUUUCUGGGAGUUUCCCCAUAGCAAAGCAUGGAAUUUGUAAAAUCUUUCAAAUGGGGGUAUAACAUUGAAAGUUCUGUUCACUUUUUUAUUUGGUUUGAGUUGAUGUAAAAACUGUUAAUUUUUUUCCAAUAAAGUAAAAGAUUUUUGUAUGCUAUUUAUCUAUCUUGCAUAUUUCAGGUACAUUUAUUUCUAAUUGUUUGUUAUUUAAUGGAAGAAUUACCCAUAUUUCCACCACAAAAUGGAAAAAAUGUAGUUAAUUGGGGAUAACACAUGUAUUAAACGUCCAGAAAUCACUACUUGUAUGUCAUGGAAAAAAGUUCUUAAUGACCUUCAAGAAACAGCUGGGGAUUAUCUUAUUGUUUUUGGCACUCUGAAGUUCAAAAAUGACUGUGAGGUUAACAAUAUAAAAUAAUUUAACCCAGAAAUUUGGUGUAGUGAUAAGUUUUCUGUUAAUAACUGCUGACUGUUAGAAUUAGUUUAGUAUAUAGGAUAAAACCAUAAUUGUGUUUUUUUUGUUAUUUUUGUUACACAAUGGAGACAGUUGCAAUAUUAUAAGAAAACUCUGCCUCAUGUUAAUUGUUAUACUCAGUUAUGUUUGUUUAUAUUUGUAUCAUUAGUUUGUUAUAUGGUAGAAUUAUAGUGAUGUUACUAGAAAGAACUAUUACAGAGCUGUCGAUUCAUAUCAGUUUUCAAUGUCUGAUUAUGAUUUGUAGUCUCAAUAAUGUUAAAGAUGGUACCAAACACCUGGACUAAAAUUAAUUAGGCUGCUUUAAUUUUCAAAGAAUUUUGACUAAAUAUUCACUUUGACCCUUUGACAAAAAAAAAAGAUUAAACAAAAUUGAAUCACACACUUUAUUGGAAAAUUCAUUUGAUAUAGAGCAGUUUGACUAACACUUAUUAUGAUCAUUGAGACGCUAAACAUUUCCUAACUAUAGAAUGAUAUUAAAACGUCGAACUGAUUUUUCAGAGUUAUCUCUCUGUAGUGUUAUGUACCACCGUAAAGAAAUUGGUGGUAAUGUAGUACAAAUGUAGUUGAAAAUCAGUAAGAACUUUAUAUUUAGAGAGUUAAAGAAUAUAAACGCUACAGGCUUAAAGAAUUUAGUCAUAAGGGAGAUAAUCAUAGGAAUUUUCUGAUGGAAAAAAACAACCUUUUAAUUCACAGUUUUUCUGUACAAUGUAGUAUGAGAUAUAGUUCUUAGGAUUAUUUCAUUGUUAAAUUCAGUGAAAUGAUUAAGAAAAAAAUUGAAAGUAAUGAAAGAUGAAAAAUUUACCGAUAUAAUGUGAAAUAACAAUAUAUAUAUAUAUGAUAGAUAUAGAUCAAUGAUAAUGUGAAUUAACAAUAAUGCGAUAAUUGGUUGUGAUCUCUGUAGCUUUCAUUUGUUUUAUAAUCAUGCCUUGCCAUGGUCCCUUCUCUUAUUGUGAUUGGGUGUUAGAAAGGAAGGAGUACAAUAGUUUUCUAUCUACAAUCUGGUGUCAAAUGUAUUACUGCAAAAUAUGAUAACGAUAUUUAUAUAUCAUGAAUAUCGGUUAUUUUGUGAAUUUUAGUUAUUAAAGUAUCUUAAGACUUAAUAAUUUGUGAUUUCAGUUCCAUAAAUAAAUAGAAUUUCAGAAAAUUUGAAUAUUUUUAAGGUUUAAAAUUAUUUAUGGUUUCAACUGAUCAUGAAACCAAUUUCAAAGCUAAAAGAUCUGUCGUUAUAACAAUAUUUACACAGAAGUUGAUUUAAGAAAAGGGAAAACCUCACAAAAUAUGAUGAUUGAUUUUAAUUUAUCAUCUGGAAUCUUAUAACAUAUAUAUAAGUAAAUUUUUAUCAGAUCACAUUUAUAAUAGACAUUGUACAUUGAUAAUUUAUUUGUAUAUACCUAUAUCAUUAUCAUGUAUUCAUCGUCACGGUUAGGGACAUUCAUUCAAUGUUUUAUUACAUAUGUUGAUAUUUAGGCUUGGUUUGUCUUCAUCUGUUAUUUUUUAGCCUUUGUUUUUUUUUCUUGUUUUUUGCUUGUCACAUUUAAAUGAAAUGACUUAACUGCUUGCUUCUUUUUAUUUUCAUAUUUUAUUAAUAGAAGACAAAAUAACUGCCAGCAUUAUUGUUUUCACUAUUGUAUAAACUGCAUAAAGAAUCGAAAGUUGCAUUAAGAUGUAAUAUUUAAUAUUUGCUAUUUAUCAGAUUAUAAAGUUAUGGUGUCAUAGAGAUGAAGUCAAAAAAGUUCAUCAGUAAUGUUUUAUUAAUAGUGAAUAUUUUGUUAAAAAGAACUUGAUCAUUGAAGAAACUCCCUUUACUCUAGUGUAUAAUGUGUUGUUGAAUUAACAAGUAAAAUGUAUUUUUCAAAAAAAUUGAAUAGGAUUUGUUUGAUGUUAUAUUUUGAUUGAUAAGUAUGUUGAAAACAUGUCAGCUGAAGGCAAAAUAUUUUUUAAGAAAUAUUGAAUCUUUAUUUUAGAUGCACAUUUUAGAAGCUUGGUAACACAAAAAUUGUCUCUAAAUUAACUCUGGAAAUAUUAACUUUGAAUGGUCUUCCUUUAAGAAUAAUUGGUGUGUAUAUGUGUGUGGAAGACAAAUGUAUUAAGAUUAUAAAAGAUGUGGGUUUUUCUCUCUCUUUAAAUUUUGUAAAAUCAACUUCUUUGCAAUGAAAUUAUUUAUUCUUUAUAGUUGUACAUUUCUUUAAAGGUAUUGUUUACUGUAAAUAUAAAAAUAUCGUUUCUCCUGAUUCUAUUAUUGAGAAAAUAAGUCUUUUUAUGUUAUCAGAAUAACAGUUUUGUAAAUUGAUUGAACAUGUUAAACAAAACUACAAAACAUGUAAGGUAAACAUAUUGCUUUUUCUCCUUAUGUUUCAUCCUUUGAAAACCUGCAAAUAAAAUUAUAGGUCUAUGAAUAGUAAUUCUAAGGUGCAGUUUUUCAAAAUUCAAAAUGAACUAAUUUCUUUUCAAUGUUUGGAAUUAUCUUGUUUUGAUGGAUCUCUACUUUAUACAUAAGACACAAAGUUUUUGCUUUCUUUAACCUGACAACAGAAGAAUUGAUUUAAGCGACAGCUUUUUUUUAAUUUUCAUAUUUCCUCAUAAAGUUUUUUUUCUCUUAAGUUUGGCUAUAAACAUAUACUAGUUCAAUUGAUAAUAUGUGAAGAACAGGGGUAAAUUUUUUUAAAGGAAUGUGAAUUUGAUGUUAACAACAAUCAUGAGUUUAUUUAUGAUUUUGAACACAGAAUUGAACUAUUCUUUCUUCUUUGUAUUGAUAUAUUUGUUUAAAUUUUGACAUGCAUAAAGGCACAAAAAUAAAACAUAAACAAUUUGUA